This is a messenger RNA of Drosophila takahashii, 2106 nucleotides long. The record is from RefSeq and is a predicted model, not a curated record. NCBI's taxonomy places the organism in Eukaryota, Metazoa, Arthropoda, Insecta, Diptera, Drosophilidae.
AUGAAAACCAAACCAAACAUAAAAAUUGCAAGUAUUCAAAUUGGGAAUAUCGCCCUUACAAUGAACAUUUUGAAAAACAGCCGUGUGUUGAAUAGAAAUUGUCUGCGGGACAAGAUAAAAAAUUUAUCGCCCCUGCUGCGAGCCUUGGACUUUGGACCACCGAACAAGGACUCUGUAUUUAGGGCCACAUGGAGCUACUAUGCCAGCGACUGUCAGGAGCGACUGUCGAACAUUCGCAGGCGCAUUGAGCAGAACGCUAGAGUAUUAGCUCCAAGAAAAGCUCCACUUUCUGUGGACUUGGAGAUACCCUGUAAUGAGAACCAGCUGCCUGGCGGUCUGGAUUUGGAUGAGCACAUCUACCAGGAAUUGGUGUCCUGUUUUCGAAACGCAGAAAGCAGUGAUUCAAUAAAGAAAACCACGACUAAGCGUUUGAAACCCCAAAGGUUCCUCAAUAUGGGAAAGUUCUCCACUCCAGAACAAUGGAUUUCUUGGAAGCGUGAGGAACAGCAAGUGGACCAGCUGCUAAAAAAGUCCUUCGAUCCUUACUUAAAAGAAGAAAUGUCCAAGAAGCUACAGCAUUUACAAAAACUCAUUCAACGACGUCCUCUAAUUUUGAUUCCAACUCAGGAAGAAACAAUUGAAAAACAAAAGGAGUCAAUGCCAAAAAAAAGAAAAUCUCGACAGAUAUCUAUCGAUAAUUUAAAAAAAAGUGAUAUGAAAAUAGGAGAUAUAUAUAAAAAGUUUAUUGCCGAUCAUCCGAGUCUAGAAAGUGUCGCUAGCUCAAGACGUUCUACUAAAACGAUAGAAAGUCGCCCCAGACCGAGACGAAUAGAAAAACCCAGAAAUAGUAGCGAUGCAGAUGAUGGAAUAUACGGCACUGAUGAUCAAGGGGAUUCCCUACUAAUGGAAAAAGAUAAAUUAAUAAAUUCGGAGAAUCUUGAAAAAGAUCCAGAGUCAAAAAUAUCAACAACUGUGAUACAAAGAAAAAGUCACGAGCUAAAGAAAAUCCAUAUUCCAGAGGAACUAACAUCCUUAAGUCAGAUUAGCGAUAUACAUUCGAGCAGCGAUACCCAUUCAAAAAAGUCAAUAUUUAAGGAAUCCUUAUUACUCAAGACCCCAACAGAGGAACAUAAAACUGAGGAUUUAAGACAGGGUUUUGUAUCCCAAAAGAAAUCCCAAUCUUUAACUAAUCUACAAGCACUGAAAGCGAAUGAAUACAUCCACGAUAUCUUAAAAGGUCUGACUCAAACUGAUUCAUCGUUUAUCGGCGGCUUAAAAGACAAAUAUAGUGGUUCGGCAGUGUCAAUCUACAAACGCCAAUUUGCUAAUGAUAUUAAAAAUCAGGAGAGCAAGAGAGAGGUCGUUAGUGGAGAUCACCACGGUUGGUACAUAAAUGUAAAACAACAUUUAUCUAUCGUCAACAAAAUGCGUCCCAUUAUAUUUAAAAAGAAACAACAGAACGAAGUGGUUAGUAAACAUUCUGAAAUCGUUCCGUCAGAAAGCCUAGAAAUAACUCCUUUUCGAGAAACUCUAAUUGGUAUACCAAGUGAUAAGACACCGAAUAGUAGCACCUAUUCAAAAAAUUCUGAUGAUGAAAUACGUUUGAGUUUUCCAUCAAAGCCGUUGGUAAUUUCCAAUCUAAUAGCAGACUUUAUAGACUCUUAUGGCUCUGAAAUAAGUUUUCUUGCAUCAUAUCCGGAUUUAUUCAAGCCCAAUGAUCUGGAAAAGUUUCAAAUGAAGACUAUCUUUAACAAGAAGAAAGUAAAGAAGCACAAGAAACCCAAGGUAAAGGAAGUUAUGGAAGUGAAGAAGGUGCCAUCGAAGCGAUUGGUCUGUUCUUUAUGCAAUUUGGUUAGGAGGAGACAAUCCGAAUUGCGACCUUAUAUGCAGAGGAUGCAGAAGAGACGCCAACAAUUGGAACUAAAGAACUAUUACACCCAGAAUUUUCUAAAAUGUCGGCGGAAUCCACAACAGCAUGCCCAGGAACAACAGAAGAAAGUCCGUACCCGCGAGAUCCUUUCUAAAUACUGUAAGGCCCUUGAUAUUUGCCAGGAGAUCGUGGAACUGAGGAUACAAAAACGAUCUGAAGAAUGUCCGCUGGGAUAA